Pyricularia oryzae 70-15 is the source of this 849-nucleotide messenger RNA. RefSeq names its product hydrophobin-like protein MPG1. The transcript has 2 exons. Bases 184 to 522 code for a protein of 112 amino acids. Gene Ontology annotation, cellular component: fungal-type cell wall. Gene Ontology annotation, molecular function: structural constituent of cell wall. The record is from RefSeq and is a predicted model, not a curated record. NCBI's taxonomy places the organism in Eukaryota, Fungi, Ascomycota, Sordariomycetes, Magnaporthales, Pyriculariaceae.
CGGUCCCGGAUCGUGGAUAAAUAGAAGGCUUCCUCCCUCCCAUCAACAAACUUUUCCUGUCUCUUCUCAUCAUCCCAAAGCUCACCAUAGCAAUAGCCACUCUUUAGACUCCCACUUCCAAACUACUUAAUAUCUCAUUCCUUGUCUUUUCCCGAGACCCCUCUCAACCCAACCUAAUUCAAGAUGUUCUCCCUCAAGACCGUUGUCCUGGCCCUUGCCGCCGCCGCCUUCGUCCAGGCCAUCCCCGCCCCUGGUGAGGGUCCUUCCGUCUCCAUGGCUCAGCAGAAGUGCGGUGCCGAGAAGGUCGUCUCUUGCUGCAACAGCAAGGAGCUUAAGAACUCCAAGUCUGGUGCCGAGAUCCCCAUCGACGUUCUCAGCGGCGAGUGCAAGAACAUCCCGAUCAACAUCCUCACCAUCAACCAGCUCAUCCCCAUCAACAACUUCUGCUCGGACACCGUUUCGUGCUGCUCCGGCGAGCAGAUUGGUCUGGUCAACAUCCAGUGCACUCCUAUCCUGAGCUAAAUGGCUUAAUGUCUUUACCGACAUCUAGCUAUUUUCUCACAUCAGGGAUGCAUGCGAUCACGAGGGGAUGAUGGUGGUGGAGGACGUUUGGAGUUUCUGUGAGGGAGCCGGAGUCCGGCGAUCAGCGUUGAGUGAAAGCCGGUCCUGGCUGCUGGGGGCCCUGGUUUCGUCCUAAGCACCUGGCGGCCGUGGAAUGGCUAGGCACACAAUCCGCCGGAUCCUGUCUCGCCUGAGGGAUUGAUGUCAAGUUUUGGAAGCAUCUGGAAGGAUGCCCGCUAGAGAAGUCUCUUCUCGUUCCACUCAUUUAAUAAAACCCCUUCCAGACCU